AUGUCGGAACAAGGAUGGAGAUGGUUCCCCCCCGUCAAGACGGACUGGUCGCUGGACGUCGUCAAUCUUCUCGUCGUCAUCGGCGAGUCGGCCAUGGUCGAGCACGCCCAGCCCAUCACGUCGUCUGUGCUGUGCGUGCUGCCGCGCAUCAUCCCGGCGCCCCAGAUCUUCCUGAAGCCGACCAGACCGACGCGCAUGCCGGACGUGUCGGCGACGCUGACGGGCGUCUACUCGGGGACGAUGCUCCGAUCUGUCGGCUUCUUCGCCAACCUGGUCACGCCCUUCGAGGACCUCCCUCCCCACAGCUUCGUGGUGCGGGAGGUGAAGCACGCGAGCCGUCGGGACCACGUGGAGCCGUCGGGUGGGCCGCAGUCCGGCGGACGCAGGAGAGGCCUCCUCUCGCGGCUGAUGGCCCCCCGCCGUCAGGCCAUUCCUCGCACCGAUAAGGGGGGGGAGCAGCUGGCGCCGGCCCGGGAUGAGGAGGAGAGCACCGAGGCCCAGGACGCGGAGCCCGUUGGCGUGACUACCGGUCGCCACCACGGCAACGACGACGACGACGACGUCGGUGGCGGCGGCGGCGGCGGGGGCCCUAAGAACACGUCUCGGCGCCGCAACGCCGUGGGGAGGCGGACGCUCCAGGACCUGCUGUCGCUCCCGAAGCCCAGGUCCGAGGGCGACCGGCCGGCCAUCCCGCCGCGGCUGUUCUCGCCCCUGCAUCUCCUCAGCGUGCUCUCGUUCGUCGUCACCGUCGCCAUCCUCGUCUGCGCCGCCGUCUGGGAGGACGGGCCGGCCAUCAUGGCCAUCUCGCUCAUCUCCGUCAUGUCCUCGCUCGUGGGCUUCGCCUCGUUCUGGCGCCCCGUGCUCAUGACGCGCAGCCACAACGACGAGACGCCGGCGGGGGACGUCGUGAUCCGCACGCGCGAGGGCGCCUUCGUCCUCGUCCGCUGCACCGAGGACGUCGCCCGCGAGCUGUACUCGGGCACGGAAGAGUGCGACUACUACGUCAAGGGCAACGGCUACUACCUCCUCAUGGCCACCGGCGCCGUCUUCCUCAUGAUCAGCGUCGUCCUCCUGGGGAACUGCAAGUGGAACUCGCAGGUCUUCAUCGGCGCCUCGUACAUCACCCUCAACGGCCUCUACUGGGCCCUCGGCAUGCUGCCGCCCCGCUACUUCUGGGACAUGUCGCGCUACCACUGCGAGACCGUCACCCCCCGCGAUUCCCUCAGCGCGAACGAGGACACGCCCGGCGUCGACGGACCGGAAGGCAAGGCCAGCUUCACCCGCACGCUGUGGUACGCCAUCCGCGAGACCGGCACCGCCGCCUGGGUCCGCAACAGCGAGUCCGCCCCCCAGACCAAGCAGUGGGACGUGUGGCUGGCCGAGGCUGGCCGCAAUGCGCGCGACGGGAACCGCGCCUGGGAUGCCGUCGGGCGCAAGAAUGACAUCAUGAAGAUGAGGGAGGACGAUCUCUGA
This is a messenger RNA of Geosmithia morbida, 1473 nucleotides long. RefSeq lists its product as uncharacterized. Lineage: Eukaryota; Fungi; Ascomycota; Sordariomycetes; Hypocreales; Bionectriaceae. Bases 1 to 1473 code for a protein of 490 amino acids. The record is from RefSeq and is a predicted model, not a curated record. The transcript has a single exon.